AUGGGCUUGAACCUAGUAGAGGUUUCUUGCCCUAUGUUUGCACUCCAUCACAAUUCAACUAAGGAUGAUAAUCCACCUCAGAUGAAGGAUAAGCAGAGUAUGGGAAACAAUGAUGAUUUCUAUUGUGGGUUUUCCAUGGAAUCGACGAGUGGAAGGUUGAGUGAGGAUGAUUUGAGAAGACACUUCGCCAACUAUGGGGAAGUGGAGCAUGCUGUGGUUCUCUCUGACGAAGAUGGAAGAGGGUUUGGCUGUGUUACUUUCACAGACCAAGAUAUUUUUAAUGUAGUCCUGCAAGGAAAAUUUUCGGUACGUACUCGUUUGAGAGGACACUUCGGCGAAUAUGAGGUAGAUGUGGAAGCAGCCCUGUGCAUUAGUGAGAGUCGUCUUCCAAGUGAUCUGACUGAGCUGGAAUUCAAGGACUACUUUGAGAGUUUUGGCACGGUUACUGAUGCUAGCUUUGUGUAUGACAAGAAAAACCACAAACCGAGGGGCUUUGGAUUUGUUAGUUUUGAUUCAGAAGAAGCUGUGGAUAAUGUGCUGCAGAAAGGGUUUCACAAACUGAAAAAUCUGACUGUGGAGGUUAAGAGAGCAAAAUCGAAGGAGGACAGGAAUCAGGAACUGUACAAUAAUGGAACUAGUAUUCAUAAGAUUUUUGUAAAAGGUAUUCCAAAUGAUCUGACAGAGCCGGAAUUCAAGAAAUACUUUGAUAGUUUUGGCACGGUUACUGAGGCUUUCUUUAUGUAUAACCCACAAACCAACAAACGGAGGGGCUUUGGAUUUGUUAGUUUCGAUUCAGAGGAAGCUGUGGAAAGGGCAUUGCAGAAUAGGAGUCACAAAAUGGAAAAUUGGACUUUGGAGGUUGAGAGGGCUGAACCUUUCUCUAUGUUUGUUCACCCCUCAAUGAUUGAGAUGUUGGAUGCCGCUACUGAGGAUGCUCUUAAGCGUGGUAGUUGGAUUGAUGCUCUUUUUGUAUCACUUGCAUCAUUUGAACCCCAGGACGCUUUUAAAAUUAUUUUCCCCUGUCCAUCUGUUCAACUGGCUCUCAAGUCUAAUAAAGUACUCGUUUUUGGGGAGUCUUAUGUAUUUAGCAAUGGCUUUGUCAAGGCUGUGUAUGAUUGA
Messenger RNA from Quercus lobata, 1119 nucleotides. RefSeq lists its product as uncharacterized. NCBI's taxonomy places the organism in Eukaryota, Viridiplantae, Streptophyta, Magnoliopsida, Fagales, Fagaceae. Gene Ontology annotation, biological process: regulation of translation. The record is from RefSeq and is a predicted model, not a curated record. The transcript has 5 exons. Gene Ontology annotation, molecular function: mRNA binding. The coding region runs from base 1 to 1119 and encodes 372 amino acids.